Molecule: messenger RNA, 996 nt
Organism: Mustela lutreola (European mink)
Lineage: Eukaryota; Metazoa; Chordata; Mammalia; Carnivora; Mustelidae
Gene: RSPH9
Product: radial spoke head component 9
Exons: 5
Coding region: 44-928 (294 amino acids)
Biological process (GO): motile cilium assembly; axoneme assembly; cilium movement involved in cell motility
Cellular component (GO): axoneme
Source: RefSeq, a predicted model, not a curated record
UCUCCUAGCAACCUGGCGGGCGUUGAUCAGAGCCGCGGGCGCGAUGGACGCGGAAAGCCUCCUGCUAUCGCUGGAGCUGGCGUCCGGCAGCGGGCAGGGGCUCAGCCCCGACCGUAGGGCCUCGCUGCUCACCUCCCUUACGCUGGUGAAGCGCGACUACCGCUACGAUCGGGUCCUCUUCUGGGGCCGCAUCCUCGGCCUCGUCGCGGAUUACUACAUCGCGCAGGGCCUGAGUGAGGACCAGCUCGCACCACGCAAGACUCUUUACAGAAGGGGCCGUGGCAGGAAGCUUGGAAACCAGGAUCCUGGGGAUGUCGUUGGCAGUCUGAACUGCAUGGAGUGGAGCCUCCUGCCCCCUGCCACGGAGGAGAUGGUGGUGCAGACGUCUGUGCUGAAGGGCCGCUUCAUGGGGGACCCCUCACAUGAGUAUGAACACACCGAGCUGCAGAAGAUGAGUGAGGGCGAGAAGGUCUUUGAGGAAGAAGUAGUGGUCCAGAUCAAGGAAGAGACCCGCUUGGUGUCUGUCAUCGACCAGAUAGACAAGGCUGUAGCGGUCAUCCCCCGAGGAGCCCUUUUCAAGACCCCUUUUGGACCUAUCCAUGUCAAUCGGACCUUUGAAGGACUGUCCUUGUCUGAAGCCAAGAAGCUUAGCUCCUACUUCCACUUCAAGGAGCCUGUUGAGUUGAAGAACAAGACCUUGCUUGAGAAGGCUGACCUGGACCCUUCCCUGGACUUCAUGGACCCCUUAGAGCAUGACAUUCCCAAAGGGUCCUGGAGCAUCCAGAUGGAGAGGGGCAACGCCUUGGUGGUGCUGCGCAGCCUGCUCUGGCCGGGCCUCACCUUCUUCCAUGCUCCCCGCACCAAGAACUAUGGCUACAUCUACGUGGGCACCGGCGAGAAGAACAUAGACCUCCCCUUCAUGCUGUAGGAAGGGGGCCAGAUGGGCCCGUGUAGGAAGCAUCUACAAUUUACUUUCAUAAAUGGCUGUGAACUUGG